GAGUCUAGUUAUUCUCUCUUGCAUCUCAGAAUUUCUUGUGCUCAGGUGCAAGAUGGUUGAGCAGAGAAUUAUGAGUGUUGUUUCUUCUUCCUCUAACUCUUGUACAAAAAAAUAUGAUGUUUUUAUAAGCUAUCGAGGUAAAGACAAACGCAGGAACUUCAGCACCCAUCUUUAUGAGGCUUUGGUGCAAAAGAAAGUGGAAACCUAUGUAGAUGAAGAUAUUGAAAAGGGUGAUGAAAUCUCAGCAGCACUGAUGAAAGCCAUUGAAGAUUCUCGUGUAUCUAUUGUUGUGUUUUCAGAGAAUUUUGCUUCCUCAAAGUGGUGCUUGAAUGAACUCAUAAAGAUUAUGGAUUGCAAGAAAGAGUUGGGACAGAUUGUAAUACCAGUGUUCUACAACACAGAUCCAUCCCACGUCAGGAACCAAACUGGGAGGUUUAUGGAGAGCUUUGUAAAACAUGAAGGAGAACCUAACUGCAUAAAAUGGAAAACUGCUCUCACUCAAGCAUCCAACUUAGCUGGAUGGAGCUCUCAAAAUUAUAGGACUGACUCUGAAUUACUUAAGGACAUUGUUGAAGAUGUUUUGGAAAAAUUGCCUCCUAGAUGCAAAAACCAAUGUAAAGGAUGGGUGGAAAACCUUACACGGAAACCCCAGCUUUAAGCAAUUGCAAUUGAAGAAAGUGCCAAAUGCAAAGCAGUAGAGAAAGUGAUCAAGUCAUUUACUUCUCAGGUAGAAACUAUAUUCCUACAAGAGCUACAAUCUCUCACGUACACAGAUAGAGGAUUGGUAACAUCUAUUUUUGUUUUUUCAUUUAAAAUAACCUAACUAUAUCUAGAGAAAACCCUUAUUCAAGUACAUUUUAUCCCUAGUGAUGCUUUCUUUAGUUAUUUCUUGAGUAUAUAGUGUGGAUGUAUGAGAACUGGUCUGGCUAAUCUUACAUGUCUUUGUUUCUUGCACUGAAUAGUUGAAGGAUAUGGACAUGAGGUUACAUGUUCUUGGUUCCGAUGAGACUGAAUGGAUUGAGCAAGAUGAACCUGGUGUACAUAUUUAUCUGACCUCCCUAGUAGGUCUAAUCUAUCUUAAAAGACUAUGCUUCAGGUAUAGAAUGCUCUAUUAUAUUUUUACAUUUUUUUUUAGCAGGGGAAUGCUAGGAAUGCACUUUCCAAUGCCUCUUUUCCAUCAGAUUCUCUAUUUUAGUUGGAAUUAAUGGGGUCUCACCAUUGUAGAAAUAGAACUACUAGUGGAAAUAGUUUGUAGUUGUUCAAACUUUGUUCUUGGUAGCACUUUCAUAAAUAUUUCUGCAACUUGAUCUUCUGUUGUGCAAUACUAGAGUUGAAUUUGUUGAGUUGCCUCUUCAUCUCGAAUGAAGGGAUAUUUAAUGGUUAUGUGUUUGUUUUUUGAAA
Messenger RNA from Vigna unguiculata (cowpea), 1401 nucleotides. RefSeq names its product toll/interleukin-1 receptor-like protein. Lineage: Eukaryota; Viridiplantae; Streptophyta; Magnoliopsida; Fabales; Fabaceae. The record is from RefSeq and is a predicted model, not a curated record. Gene Ontology annotation, biological process: signal transduction.